Messenger RNA from Gigantopelta aegis, 3581 nucleotides. RefSeq names its product tRNA wybutosine-synthesizing protein 4-like. NCBI's taxonomy places the organism in Eukaryota, Metazoa, Mollusca, Gastropoda, Neomphalida, Peltospiridae. Gene Ontology annotation, molecular function: tRNA methyltransferase activity; protein binding. The transcript is spliced from 16 exons. Gene Ontology annotation, biological process: wybutosine biosynthetic process; tRNA methylation. Bases 101 to 2866 code for a protein of 921 amino acids. The record is from RefSeq and is a predicted model, not a curated record.
ACCAUGGUGUCAUGAUAAAAAAAACUUUAAAAGAUAAUCACAUACGGACCAUCUAAACAAAGAUAUGAUUGUUACAGCAAUAUAUUAACGUACACGAAGUAUGGAAGUUACAAAUGCAACCAGGACCAACACAUCGAAAACACGAAGUGAUAAAGCGGUCCAGGGUACCAAUGACAACAGCAUUUUAAGCAAAAGUUCAAGUGCAGCAGCAGGGUAUUUCACCGAUCCAUUUCUGCAGUACUUUGCUGCCAAGAAGGUGCGCAGAGCUCCACUAAUUAACAGAGGAUACUAUAUUCGGAGCUGGAUUAUCGAUCAUGUCUUGAACGAAUUUCUAGUGCGCCACAAAAAUAUUCAGAAACAGAUUAUAUCACUGGGAUGUGGAUUCGAUACUCUCUACUUCAGACUGAAGUCUUCAGGGAAGCUGACAAACACUGUCAUUGCAGAGGUUGACUUUCCAGACUUGAUGAAGAAGAAACACACUCUGAUAAAAAAUAAGCCGGCCUUGAAGGAAUUGUUGGGCGAACCGGAAACACCAGCUAUAAACUCACCACACAUUGAGUUGUGCUGUACCGACUACAAGAUGCUGGGCGUUGAUUUGACUCAACACAACCUGCUCGAGGCGGCACUGAGACUUUCUGGAAUUGAUUUCGAUCUGCCCACCUUGAUUCUGUCAGAGUGUGUGCUCACCUACAUGACCAAGAGAUGUUCCUCUGAAGUGAUCCGAUGGGCAGCAGACACAUUCCAAGAAGAUGCCGUGUUUGUUCUAUACGAACAGAUUCUUCCAAAUGAUUCCUUUGGUUUAUUUAUGCAGAAACACUACAAUGUGAUUGGUGCUCCUCUCAAGUGUAUCAACAGCUUUCCGACUCUGGAAUCUCAGAAAAACAGAGUUGUGUCCCAUGGAUGGUCGUGGUGUGAGGCUUCUGACAUGAAUCAAAUCUAUCACGAACUGAUCCCUACUGCCGAAAGGGAGAGAGUGGAGCGGAUUGAACCGUUUGACGAAUACGAAGAAUGGCACCUGAAAUGUUCUCACUACUUCGUUCUGUGUGCACACUCAAAUCAGAGUCCUGGACUGUUGUUAGGAGAUGUUGAUCCAAUAACUCGUCAGUCAAAUGGAACAAUUCCACAUUGUCCUUCCGUCUCCAUAAUACCGACUCCAGUGUUGCCGACGGAAUGUAAUUCAACUCUGCAGAGGUUCAGUCAUUCCAGUUCACUGGUCUCUGGCAGAUACUUGAUCACGAUUGGUGGAUUUGGAAUGCAGGACGGCAAGCACCAGCGUCUGUCCGAUGUCGCACUCACAGAUGUUGUUUCCAUGACGACACAGGUCUACAAACCCAAAGAAAGCUUUGAAUUUCCCAGAAUGCACCACACAUCAGAUGUUCUUGAAGACGGGACGGUUCUUGUGAUCUUUGGUCGUAACUCGCCUUCCUCUCUGUGCAAGGAGCUUUUGUGUUACACCGUGUCUGUGAACGACGGCGAUCAGUCAAACAAAGCCGUUUUAGGUCACUUGGUUAAUGAUAAAACAAACUCUACAGUUUCUGCCGAUGUGGUUACUGAUAAACCUAGCACUACAGUUUCUGGUGAUACCAUCGAUGAUAAACAUAACACUACAGUUUCUGAUGAUGUGGUUAAUGAUAAACCUAACUCUACAGUUUCUAAUGAUGUGGUUACUGAUCAUAAACCUAGCAUUAUAGUUUCUAGUGAUACCGUCGAUGAUAAACAUAACACUACAGUUUCUGAUGAUGUGGUUAAUGAUAAACAUAACACUACAGUUUCUAGUGAUACCAUCCAUGAUAAACAUAACUCUACAGUUUCUAGUGAUGUGGUUAAUGAUCAUAAACAUAACAUUACAGUUUCUAGUGAUGUGGUUAAUGAUAAACCUAACACUACAGUUUCUAGUGAUGUGGUUAAUGAUAAACCUAACACUACAGUUUCUAGUAAUGUGGUUAAUGAUAAACCUAACACUGCUGUUUCUGGUGUUAUUGUUAAUGAUAAACCUAACACUACAGUUUCUGGUGAUAUCGUCAACGAUAAACCUAACACGACAGUCUUGGAUAAUAUCAUCAAAGAUAAACCUAUGUCUAUAGCUUUUGGUGAUGGUGUUGACAAUGACAAUACAAGCAACAGUGAAGUUCUAUCUACUGUCCACUACGAGUGUCGGGUAGACCGUUCUGAUGAUGUAGAAACGACUGAGAAUGUCAUGCGGUUGGAGUGUAGAUUUGUCAAACAGAUGGGCGAUGUGCCCUGUCCAAGAUGGAGGCAUGCAACAUCUGUGACUAAUAUGGAAGGAAUGGAAUAUGUGUUUUUAUAUGGCGGUCGGACAACGACAGAAGUUGCUCUAGAUGACAGCUAUUUACUAGACACUGAACAGAAGACCUGGAGAAAGAUGUCAUGUACAGGAGACCUCCCCGGGUGUCGGCAGUCUCACACACUGAGCGCCUGGUCUCCAUGGAAACUGGUGCUGGCCGGCGGGCUGAAUGAGGAUCUCAUACCAGUGUCUUCUGUCCACGUGCUUCACCUGGACACUCUCGUCUGGCAGCGAUUAGACACAGUGGGAAUGGAAGUACCAAGAUACUCUCACACAGCACACAUUGUGGAUGACAACUUGAUUCUAGUUGGUGGAGUCAACUGUUCGUCCAGUUCUCCAGGAAUCUCUGUCGUCAACUUGACGUCUGCUGUGAUUCAGCACUUCUUUUUUCCAGUCCCAGACAAAGAUCACAUGUUACUGUGUAACAAGCACACCAGUGUAUUUCAAGAUGGCCACUUGAUCCUGGUUGGAGGUGGAGGAAACUGUUUUUCGUUUGGAACUCUCCUGAACCGUUCACCUGUCAUACUUGAUAUCAGUCAGUGUUUUGUGUCCAGUAGCUGAUGUGCAAAUUUUGAAAUUAGCUCCAUCAUCAAUUAUGUAAUGCAAAAUUUUGCAUAUUCCCUGUAAUUACUGAGGUAAUUUGACCAAUAUUAUGGGAUUUUCUGCUUGUAUUUAUGUUGAUUUCACUUGGUAAUAAUUAAAUUUCUGUUACAUUCAUUGCAAUUUAAUGUCAUAUCACUGGUCAAGCCAUAUCAACACAAAUUUGUUCAUUUCUCGAUGAACGUAAAACUUUGUCAGGGAACAUCACUUUAUAUUGAUACUUUUGUUUUACUGAACGUUAUUCUUUAAGAACCAAAAACAUUAUUCAAAAUAAAAUAUGAACAUUUUAGUGUUAUUAUUAGCAUGUUUUAAAUGUAAUUAUCAGGAGUGUCUGUUAUUCUUUUAAAUUCAUCAGGGUAUGAACAAAGAAAAAAUCAGCAAACUUACAUGUGAAUGGCUUUGCUAAUUCACACAGUUUGCAGACAAUGCUAAGGUACAUGCAAGUACUAGAGAAAAUCAUUUGAUAAAGAACAAAAUGAUAAUGACUGGCUGUAUUUUGCUUUAUAAAUAAACUGACAGUUGUUUUGAAAAACUCACACAACUCUUGAUCGACAUUCCCCACCCCCCACCUCCCUUCUCAUUAAAGGCAUAUUGUCACAGACCACUGACCUAUUUAUUGGCCUAACAAAGUAUUACCUGAACAAAAAUAAUUUGAUUUGUUCCGAAAUGUACUUUA